This is a messenger RNA of Miscanthus lutarioriparius, 498 nucleotides long. The record is from the annotation of a GenBank genome assembly. NCBI's taxonomy places the organism in Eukaryota, Viridiplantae, Streptophyta, Magnoliopsida, Poales, Poaceae.
AUGGGCGCAGCGCCGGCGCGCGAGGACCACGUGGUCAUCUCCCCACGCGACCUCACGGACGCCGACGGCGUGCUGCUGGGCUUUCCGACAAGGUUCGGUAUGAUGGCGGCGCAGAUGAAGGCAUUCCUGGACGCCACGGGCGGGCUGUGGCAGAGCCAGGCGCUGGCGGGGAAGCCCGCGGGCGUGUUCCUCUCCACAGGCACGCAGGGCGGCGGGCAGGAGACCACCGCGCUCACCGCCGUCACGCAGCUCACGCACCACGGCAUGCUCUUCGUGCCUCUGGGGUAUACCUUUGGCGCCGGCAUGUUCGGCGUCGACGAGGUCAGGGGUGGCAGCCCCUACGGCGCGGGCACCUUCGCCGGCGCCGAUGGCAGCAGGACGCCCUCCCAGGCAGAGCUCGCCAUAGCCAGACACCAGGGCACCUUCUUUGCCGGCAUCGCCAAGAAGCUCAAGGCCGGAGCCACGGCCCUCGCCGCCGAAGCCUCAGCGUCAGCUUGA